Penicillium brevicompactum is the source of this 1902-nucleotide messenger RNA. RefSeq lists its product as uncharacterized. The transcript has a single exon. The record is from RefSeq and is a predicted model, not a curated record. Gene Ontology annotation, molecular function: beta-glucuronidase activity; carbohydrate binding. Gene Ontology annotation, biological process: carbohydrate metabolic process; glucuronoside catabolic process. Lineage: Eukaryota; Fungi; Ascomycota; Eurotiomycetes; Eurotiales; Aspergillaceae. Bases 1 to 1902 code for a protein of 633 amino acids.
AUGAGGAUCCUCGUGGGACUAUCCCUGCUUUCUUUUAUUUCCCCGGCCUUCUGCGGUCCUACAGCCAAACUUCAUCUACGAGAUGAACCGACCCAGAUCGAUCAACCUUUGAUCAAACUCAAGCCUCAACAAAGCCUCUCGAGAGAGCUUGUGAACCUAGAUGGCCUGUGGAAAUUUUCCCUCGCGUCUGGUCCCAAUGACACAGCCAAGCCAUGGACAGCCCCGUUGCCCAAAGGUCUUGAAUGCCCCGUGCCAGCCUCCUACAAUGACAUAUUUGUUGAUCGAAAGAUUCACGACCAUGUCGGCUGGGUGUACUAUCAGCGCGACGUGAUUGUUCCCAAAGGCUGGUCGCAAGAAAGAUAUCUUGUGCGGGCCGAGUCGGCCACGCAUGAAGGCCGCCUAUACGUGAACGAUCAUCUUCUCGCUGAACAUGUCGGAGGCUACACACCCUUUGAAGCCGACAUUACUGAUAUUGUCGCCGCUGGGGAGAAAUUCCGGUUGACUAUCGCCGUCAACAAUGAGCUCACCCAUGAAACAAUUCCGCCGGGUGAGAUCGCGGUAUCAAAUGUCACUGGCAAGAGAAAACAGACCUAUCACCAUGACUUUUACAACUAUGCUGGUCUUGCUCGAUCCGUCUGGUUGUACUCUGUCCCUCGCCAGCAUAUUCAGGAUAUCACUGUCGUCACUGAUGUUGACGGCGCCGAUGGUCUGAUCAAGUAUGCGGUGAAAGUUGCCAAUACCACGAACGAACAGGUCAAGAUUACUGUCUUCGAUGAAGAUGGAAAGCUCGCUGCGAACGCCUCGGGGUCAGAAGGCACUGUGAAGAUCGAUUCAGUCAAGCUAUGGCAGCCAGGCGCCGCCUAUCUCUACCAGUUCCAGGCCAGCAUCGUGGAUUCCAGCGGUGAUCUAGUUGACACCUAUAGUCUGGCCACAGGCGUUCGCACUGUCAAAGUCAGCGGCAACAAGUUCCUCAUCAACGACAAGCCCUUUUACUUCACCGGAUUUGGAAAACACGAGGAUACCGCAGUUCGCGGAAAAGGUCAUGAUCAAGCAUACAUGGUCCACGAUUUCCAGCUGCUCAACUGGAUCGGGGCAAACUCAUUCCGAACAUCACACUACCCAUACGCUGAAGAGGUCAUGGACUUUGCAGACCGAAAUGGGAUCGUUAUUAUUGACGAAACCCCCGCCGUGGGACUGAAUAUUGCUCUACUGGGUGUGUCUGGUGGUGAUUCUGCAACUUUUACCCCAGACGCAAUUAACAACAAAACACAAGCUGCUCACAAGCAGGCUAUAAGGGAACUCAUCAGUCGGGACAAGAACCAUGCCAGUGUUGUGAUGUGGUCCAUCGCCAACGAGCCCGCUUCUCAAGAAGAUGGGGCUCGCGAAUACUUCCAGCCUUUAGCCAAGCUGACUCGAGAACUUGACCCAAGUCGCCCGAUCACUUUUGCCAAUGUCGGCAUGGCAACAUACAAAACAGACCAAAUCUCUGAUCUGUUUGAUGUAAGCUGUCUCAAUCGGUAUUUCGGGUGGUAUUCCGAGACCGGAGACCUCGAGGAAGCCGAAGCAGCUCUCGAAGAGGAGCUUCGUGGCUGGGAGAAGAAGUUCGACAGACCUAUCAUCAUGACUGAGUAUGGUGCCGACACCAUUGCUGGGCUUCAUUCUGUGCUAGGCUUGCCCUGGAGUGAGGAGUACCAGACGCAAAUGCUUGCCAUGUACCAUCGAGUCUUUGAUCGUAUUGAUUCGAUGUCGGGUGAGCAUGUUUGGGCCUUUGCUGAUUUCCAGACUACUGUGGGGACUUUGCGGGUGGAUGGUAACAAGAAGGGCGUCUUUACUAGAGACAGGAAACCGAAGGCGGCGGCGCAUGGUUUGAGGGAUAGGUGGACUAAGAUGACAGCCGAGUGA